Molecule: messenger RNA, 657 nt
Organism: Pristis pectinata (smalltooth sawfish)
Lineage: Eukaryota; Metazoa; Chordata; Chondrichthyes; Rhinopristiformes; Pristidae
Gene: mettl21e
Product: methyltransferase like 21e
Exons: 3
Coding region: 4-657 (217 amino acids)
Biological process (GO): peptidyl-lysine methylation
Cellular component (GO): cytoplasm; cytosol
Molecular function (GO): protein-lysine N-methyltransferase activity
Source: RefSeq, a predicted model, not a curated record
AUCAUGAAAAGACGAUUUGUGCCAAAUGUUUUCAAAAGCACAUCUUGGGAGAGCUUUCAAUUUGCUGGAUGUGAAAUCAAAAUUACAGAGACCACCGACUGCUAUGGCGCAUAUGUGUGGCCUUCGGCCAUGGUGUUGUGCUAUUACCUGGAACACUGCCAACGAGAGAUAAUUGAUAAAAAUGUAAUUGAAAUAGGAUCAGGAACAGGACUGGUAUCAAUUGUUGCUUCUAUACUUGGCUCCAAUGUGACAGCAACAGACCUGCCUCAUUUACUGGACAACUUAAAAUACAAUAUAUCUCAAAAUACAAAAUCGAGAAGCAAAUAUCUGCCACAGGUCAGAGAACUUAAAUGGGGAAUUGAUUUGGACAAAACUUUCCCCAGAAGUAUGUAUCAUUAUGAUUAUGUAAUGGCAGCUGAUGUUGUAUACAGUCACCCAUACCUGAAUGAACUUUUAAUGACUUUUGAUCAUUUAUGUCAGGAUGACACCAUCAUUUUGUGGACAAUGAAAUUUAGGCUUGAUGAGGACAAUACCUUUGUGCAAAGAUUUCAACAUAUAUUUGACACAGUAAUUAUAUAUGAUCUCCCAAGUUUACAGAUAAAACUGUAUAAAGCAACACGAAAAAAGCAGGGAUUGGAAAGGAAACAUGAGAGCUAA